Molecule: messenger RNA, 395 nt
Organism: Xyrichtys novacula (pearly razorfish)
Lineage: Eukaryota; Metazoa; Chordata; Actinopteri; Labriformes; Labridae
Source: the annotation of a GenBank genome assembly
AUGUCUGAGAAGAACAGCACAAACCAUGACUCGAGCCCAACUCUGGGGAUGUCGUCUCCUGUCAAAAGCACAUUUAAGUGCUGUGCACUAAAGAGCAAUUCCUGUUGCUGUAAUUGAGACAAAGCACUGACCACUGUACCAAGAAGACCGACCACCGCCUCGAGGAAGACGCCGCGCCGCCACCUGAAAGAAGACGCCGCACCUCCAUCACUCCAAGCCGCCCACCACCGAGCUUUGACCCGCCGACGGCACCGAGUCUCGGCAAACCUUGCCGCGGAGGACCCCGGACUUCAGACACACCGCUGCCGCCGCGGCUGGACAGCUGGAACCUUUUCCCCCCUCCAACAGAUUUUAGACUACUGGAAAAGAAACGCCUCACAUCAACAACAACAUAG